AUGUUGCAUGAUAAACAGAUCUGUUCACACCAAUUCGAGAGGCGGCUUGGAUCAAUAAAAGGCAACAGGCACCAGAGGCAGCAAGCAGACAUUUGCGGCUCUCAGGACUAUCUCUUCAGAAGUCACACACCGAGAUUAAGCAAUAUGCCAGGAUUAUUUUUUUCUCACAACCACCCAACCGAACUGAAAGAAGCAGAUUGCAAGCUUGGAGAAGGCAAAGUUCAUAAAAGGAAGCAAAAAGCUUUUGGUGCAGAUCUGAAAAGCUAUUUGAAGUCCAUGGUACCACAUCUUGAAUCUAGCAACAAGUCUAACACCAGAAAUGUGACGCUUUCUGCAGAAGAGGUGAUGCAAUGGUCCCAGUCUUUGGAAAAGCUUCUUGACAGCCAAAGUGGUCAAGUUGCCUUCAGGGAGUUUCUGAAGUCAGAAUUCAGUGAGGAGAACAUUGAGUUCUGGCUGGCUUGUGAGGACUAUAAGAAAACCAAGUCUGAUCACUUACAAGACAAGGCGGAGAAGAUUUAUGAAGAGUUUGUUCAGAUAGAUGCAGCUAAACAAAUCAAUAUUGACUAUCAUACAAGGAAAGCUACAGCUAAAAAGGCUCAAGACCCAACUUUCACAAGUUUUGAUGAAGCCCAAAAAACUGUAUAUGUGCUAAUGGAGCGGGACUCGUAUCCUAGAUUCUUGAAAUCAGAAGCCUACCUUAAUCUUUUAAACAAGCUUCAUGUCAACAGUGUUAAGUGAGCAGUUUGAUGCCAUGGAAAUCUGAGGGUAGACUAUGCAUGUCAAUUAACCUACAGCAAAGAGUAGUGCAACUACUGUGCAACUGGGUCUCAGCGUAGAGAAUGGAAACUUCAGUCUCUGAAGUGCUGGCGAAGUGCAGAUAGACAAUCAUACAUGAUAAAACCCAACAAGAUGAAGGCACUCAAGCUAGGUUUCCAAGCCUGAUAGCGUGGGAAGGGGGCUGUGGAGGGGGAGACCCUCUUCUCCUUUAUGCCACUAAACUGAAACUGGAUACAUAGUUAUUAAUUAAUUGUAUCGCACUGUGAAUUCCCACAGGACAGACAACAGUUUGGAAGAGCUAGGAUAAAACCCUUGUAUCUGAGUGUGAUGGGUAAAAUAAUUGAUAUUGGGAGAAAAAAUACUUUUAAAUUGUCAAUUUGUGUACUAGCUACAGAAAUGCAUAAAACAGACCAAUAAGCCAAAUGAAAACUUGUCCAGGCUAUGAAAUGUUAAUAAAUGUGUGCAGUUCUAAUGUAUUCAGUAAAAUGUAUUAUAAAUGUGACAAUUGAGAAUAGGUUUAAGUUAUAUAAGCUAGAUAUUACUAUUUAUGUAUUAAGCAAGUAGGUAUGUAGCACAUUUUUACUAUUUAAUUUAUUGCAAGGUGU
Emys orbicularis (European pond turtle) is the source of this 1382-nucleotide messenger RNA. RefSeq names its product regulator of G protein signaling 1 (gene RGS1). The record is from RefSeq and is a predicted model, not a curated record. Lineage: Eukaryota; Metazoa; Chordata; Testudines; Emydidae. Bases 1 to 738 code for a protein of 245 amino acids. The transcript is spliced from 5 exons.